AUGCCCCGCGCCGCCCCUCGGUGGCCGCCGCUCCUGCUGCCGCUGCUGCUGCUCUUGCUGCCGCCGCCGCCGCCGCUCGCCCGCGGCGCCCCGGCCCGGCCCGGCGCCCGAGGGCAGGCCUCGGAGCUGGUGGAGCCCACGCGGUUGCCGGGCAGCGCGGGCGAGCUCGCGUUCCACCUGUCCGCCUUCGGCAAGGGCUUCGUGCUGCGCCUGGCGCCCGACGCCAGCUUCCUGGCGCCCGAGUUCAAGAUCGAGCGCCUCGGGGGCUCCGGCCGGGCGGCCGGGGGCGAGCGGGAGCUGCGCGACUGCUUCUUCUCCGGCACGGUGAAUGGGGAGCCCGAGUCGCUGGCGGCCGUCAGCCUGUGCCGCGGGCUGAGCGGCUCCUUCCUGCUGGACGGCGAGGAGUUCACCAUCCAGCCGCAGGGCGCGGGGGGCUCCCUGCGCCAGCCGCACCGCCUGCAGCGCUGGGGGCCUCGGGCGCGCCUCGGGACCCCCGGGCUCGCCUCCUCCGAAGCCCACCCCCUCCCCGGAGGACCCGAGUGGGAGGUGAAGGGAGAGGAUCAGAGGCAGGAGAGAGGAGACGAGGAACAGGAGAAGGAAGAGGUGGAGGAGGAGGAGGAGGAGGAAAUGGAGGAGGAGGAGGAGGGGGGCAAAGAAGAGGAGGCAGAAGGCGCCCGCGAUCUCCCACCACCCCUGGGGUCCACGAGUAGGACCAAGCGGUUUGUGUCCGAGGCUCGCUUCGUGGAAACGCUGCUGGUGGCCGAUGCAUCCAUGGCUGCCUUCUAUGGAGCCGACCUACAGAACCACAUCCUGACGCUGAUGUCCGUGGCAGCCCGAAUCUACAAGCACCCCAGUAUUAGAAACUCCAUCAAUCUCAUGGUGGUAAAAGUGCUGAUCGUGGAAGAUGAAAAGUGGGGCCCGGAAGUGUCUGACAACGGGGGGCUCACCCUGCGCAACUUCUGCAGUUGGCAGCGGCGUUUCAACCAGCCCAGUGACCGGCACCCAGAACACUUUGACACAGCCAUUCUGCUCACCAGACAGAACUUCUGUGGGAAGGAGGGGAUGUGUGACACCCUGGGUGUGGCGGACAUUGGCACAAUCUGCGACCCCAACAAGAGCUGCUCUGUGAUCGAGGAUGAGGGGCUCCAGGCGGCCUACACCCUGGCCCAUGAGCUAGGGCACGUCCUCAGCAUGCCCCAUGACGACUCCAAGCCCUGCACACGGCUCUUUGGGCCCAUGGGCAAGCACCACAUGAUGGCGCCGCUCUUCAUCCACCUAAACAAGACGCUGCCCUGGUCUCCCUGCAGUGCCAUGUACCUCACGGAGCUCCUGGACGGUGGGCACGGAGACUGUCUCCUGGAUGCCCCCACCUCGGCCCUGCCCCUCCCGACAGACCUGCCAGGCCGCAGGGCCCUCUAUGAGCUGGACCAGCAGUGCAAGCAGAUCUUUGGGCUGGGUUUCCGCCACUGCCCCAACACCUCUGCACAGGACAUCUGCGCCCAGCUCUGGUGCCACAUGGAUGGCACCGAGCCCCUUUGCCACACGAAGAAUGGCAGUCUGCCAUGGGCUGAUGGGACGCCCUGUGGGCCUGGGCACCUCUGCUGGGAUGGCAGCUGUCUGCCUGAGGAGGAAGUGGACAGGCCCAAGGCUGUGGUGGAUGGAGGCUGGGCCCCUUGGGGACCCUGGGGAGAAUGUUCCCGGACCUGCGGAGGAGGAGUACAGUUUUCACACCGUGAAUGCAAGGACCCUGAGCCUCAGAAUGGAGGAAGAUAUUGCCUGGGUCGGAGAGCCAAGUAUCAGUCAUGCCACACAGAGGAAUGCCCCCCUGAUGGGAAAAGCUUCAGGGAGCAGCAGUGUGAGAAGUAUAAUGCCUACAAUUACACUGACAUGGAUGGGAACCUCCUACAGUGGGUCCCCAAGUAUGCGGGGGUGUCCCCCCGGGACCGCUGCAAGUUGUUCUGCAGAGCCCGGGGGAGGAGUGAAUUCAAAGUGUUCGAGGCCAAGGUGAUCGAUGGCACCCUGUGUGGACCAGAGACUCUAGCCAUCUGCGUCCGUGGCCAGUGUGUCAAGGCUGGCUGUGACCACGUGGUGGACUCGCCUAGGAAGCUGGACAAAUGUGGGGUGUGUGGGGGCAAAGGCAAUUCAUGCAGGAAGGUGUCUGGUUCCCUCAACCCCUCCAGUUACGGCUACAACGACAUUGUCACCAUCCCAGCUGGUGCUACUAACAUCGAUGUGAAACAACGAAGCCACCCGGGGAUCCAGCACGACGGCAGCUACCUGGCGCUGAAGACGGCCGAUGGGCAGUACCUGCUCAAUGGAAACCUGGCCAUCUCUGCCAUAGAGCAGGACAUCUUGGUGAAGGGGACCAUCCUUAAAUACAGCGGUUCCAUUGCCACCCUGGAGCGGCUGCAGAGCUUCCGGCCCCUGCCCGAGCCUCUGACCGUGCAGCUCCUGACUGUCCCUGGUGAGGUCUUUCCCCCCAAAGUCAAAUAUACCUUCUUCGUUCCGAAUGACGUGAACUUCAGCACCCAGAACAGCAAAGAGAGGGCGACCACCAACGUCAUCCAGCCCCUGCUCAAUGCGCAGUGGGUCCUGGGGGACUGGUCUGAGUGCUCCAGCAGCUGCGGAGCUGGCCGGCAGCGGCGGACCGUGGAGUGCCGGGACCCCAACGGCCAGGCCUCUGCCACCUGCAGUGAGGCUCUGAAACCCGAGGAUGCCAAGCCCUGUGGAACCCAGCCAUGCCCGCUGUGAUCCCUGGGUGGGGGGGUGGGGGGGAGUGGGGCCGGUCUCGUGCUCAUGGACUCGGGGUGCUGGGGUGCAGACCGGAGUACCCACUGCGGUGACCCGACCUAUGGAGGCGGCAUGGCCUAUCCAGGCCUGCCAUUGCCACAGCCACUCCAAUUUGGCAUGAAUUCACAAUGGGGAGACGAGAAUGGGG
Molecule: messenger RNA, 2938 nt
Organism: Odobenus rosmarus divergens (Pacific walrus)
Lineage: Eukaryota; Metazoa; Chordata; Mammalia; Carnivora; Odobenidae
Gene: ADAMTS8
Product: ADAM metallopeptidase with thrombospondin type 1 motif, 8
Exons: 9
Coding region: 1-2751 (916 amino acids)
Biological process (GO): proteolysis; extracellular matrix organization
Molecular function (GO): metalloendopeptidase activity; zinc ion binding
Source: RefSeq, a predicted model, not a curated record